Messenger RNA from Blepharisma stoltei, 468 nucleotides. The record is from the annotation of a GenBank genome assembly. Lineage: Eukaryota; Ciliophora; Heterotrichea; Heterotrichida; Blepharismidae.
AUGGAAAUUUCUGUAAUAGAAGCUUAUACUGAGGAAUCCUUUAAAGUGAAUGCAGAAUCAUCAGAAUCUAUAGAAGAUCUAAAAUUAAAAAUUCAAGAAAAUGAAGGAAUUCCUAUAGAUCAACAGCAAUUAUUUUUUGAUUAUGAUGAAUUAGAAAACUGCCAUUCAUUAAUUCACUAUAAUAUUCAAGAAAAAUCAACAAUUUAUUUGGUUUUAGGACCUCGAGAUGGUGGCAUAUUAAUGACAAUUAUAGUCGAAAAUAUUUAUAAUAAUCAUGAGAUAUGUAUUAAUUCUCGUGACACAAUUUUAAACCUAAAACGUCUACUCAAAGAUCUAUCAGGCAUCCCUAUCAGGCUGCAGCGCUUAUACUUUGGAAAAAAUAUUCUUCGAAAUUAUUGUACGCUUGAAAAUUAUGGAAUUGGCCCUGGCGCUAUUCUUCAUUUAGCUCAAACACCACUAAGCUGCUAA